GCAUGUCGUGUAGUUUUAGGCAUUUCCUUUGUGUUAGGUGCUUCUUUGAUUAUAUUUUCUAGCUCAAUAGGUGUAAUUUCUGUUGUUGCUGUGUUAUACCAUGUUGAGUCUAUUUUUUGGAUAG
Racocetra persica is the source of this 124-nucleotide messenger RNA. Lineage: Eukaryota; Fungi; Glomeromycota; Glomeromycetes; Diversisporales; Gigasporaceae. The record is from the annotation of a GenBank genome assembly.